ACGCACUAGUACACGAUCUGACUCUUGUCUGUCACCGUCAACUGUCAGUCGGCGUAUUAUGCAUGUAACAAAUGCGUAAUCUUUGCUUCACCUAAUCGAACCGAGUUUUUUUGCGAUUGACAAUUAUUAUUUUAUUCCUAUUUUGUAUACCUAAUUAUAUUUGAAAACAAAUAGUAAUAUUAGAAGGAAGAACAAUCUGUCUAAAUUAUAAAGUUUUAUUCCUGCUGUUUGAAAUACGUACAAGACACUUAUUUAAAUUCAAAAUAAUAAAAAGAAACACAAGUGCAGUGAACAGUGAAGUACACACAUCGGCUAAGCAAAUAAAAGCUACUUUUUGUACCUACAAAGACUUAAGUUUUUGAUUAAUUAAAUAGGUACAUAAGGAACAUAUGGCUCAAAAUGAUUUUCUUUGAUCUUAACAAAGCUCGAUGCAGGAACUAAUCAGAUUGGUAAUCUUGCUUCAAGGACCAAGGACUAGUCGUUUUGACUGUCUAGAGGGUAUAAAAUGGAGUCAUAUAAGAGCCGUUUUCGCAGCACAAAGACACAACAGAAAUUAAUAAAGAUAUUGUGGUCUACCGAGUACUGUGGUAUUUGUUUUGAGAGGUCCGAGGAUCUGUGUCUAGUAACAACUGAUAUUGUAAUUGUUUUAAAUGGGGAACUGAUCAGUCUUCUUCUAAAGGAACUUAUCACCAAUGUAUUUAAUGAUGUGAACAUUCCAUUUGGUCCAUACAUCUGUCAAGAAUGUUCAAACAGAAUUAUACAAUGGUUCAUUUUCACGUGCAACACUAUGCAGACUGUUAAUUUUUUAUGCUAUUAUUUAAAUGACUUUAGCUGUAAAGUGGAUGACCUUGAGUCCAAGAUAGAUUCAUAUAUAAAAGAUGACAUUUCAAAAGCAAUUCUAGUCAUAGAGGAUAAAACUGGUACCAAUAACAAUGAAACAAAAUUGAGAGUAGAAGGACUUGAUAUUAAAACCAUUGACAAAGUGGAGCCAUAUUUGGAGUAUUCAAAACAUCAGUUAAAAAUGAAUUUGUGUCCUUUACCUUCUACAAAAAUUAAAAAACAUGUUGUUAAUAGACCAUCAAAAAAGGUGUUAAAUAGAUUAUCAGAUACGAAAAGUGGAAUGAUUAAAAGGAAAAGUGGAUAUGAAUGUGUGAAAUGUAGUAAAGUAUUUACAAGAUUCAACCUGUGGAAAGCACAUGAACGAAACAAACAUAAGCAACCUACUCCCAAGUGCAAGAUUUGCUCAAAAACAUUUGAUAGUCAUAACACAUUAAUUGAGCAUUACAAAUUGCACAGUAAAUUAAAAUGUAGAAUUUGUAAUCUUCUGGUUCCUGACACAGAAUUAAAUGAGCAUUUGCAAUUAAAUCAUGAAGAUGAUACAUACCCAUGCCAGUAUUGCAACCUUGUUUACUAUACAGCACCAGCACUGGUAGUACAUUUAAAAAUCAGUCACCCUGUGGAGAACCAGCUAGAAGACAAUUUAAACCCGCAGUGCCUGUUAUGCUUACAAUACUUUGAUAAAAGUCAGUUAAAAAAACAUAAAUGUAAAGGAAGAUGCCCAGACUGUGAAGAAAUAUUUUGUGUACAUUAUAAGUACUUAGUAUCUUUCACAGAGCAAAAACUAAACCACACAUAUAAAGUGAAAUGCAAAGACUGUGAUUAUGUUUGUAGAAAAAAAGAAGUCUUAAUAAUUCAUGUCAACAGAGAACACCUGGAUCACCAUCCAUUUUCAUGUGACUUUUGUGGAACUAAAUUCCUCUCCAAACUGCAAUUGAAACGUCAUAUUUUAAAUAUUCAUAUGGAUAAGCUUACUUGUCAAUUUUGUGAUAAAGAGUUUACACGCCAUGCAACAUUUAAAAAACAUGUUGCAGGGUGUCAACUGAAAUCCAGAGAAUUCACGUGUACACAGUGCCCAGCUUCAUUUGAUUCUUCAGUUGAUCUGGCUACUCAUGAGAAGCUAAAACAUAGUUCAGAUAAUUUUCCUUGUGACAAAUGUAAUCGUAUUUUCUUAAGUAAAUUAAAUUUGGUCUCCCACAGGAACAGGUCUCACAGAGAUAUACAAAUUACUCGCAGGAGACAAGUGUGGCUUUGUGGAUUGUGCGAUAAAACAUUUCAUACUAGAGGAGAAUGUAUACAACAUAGGACAACUCAUGAUCCGAAAGAUAAGUAUAUGUGCAGAAUAUGUAACACACAAUUUGCUAAUAUCAAGUAUCUACGGUGGCAUAAUCGUAUGCACAAAGUAAAAAAAGAAACUUUCCCAGAGAAGUGUACAACUUGUGGGAAACAAGUGAAAUCACUGAGAAAACACAUGCAAACACAUCAAUUGUCAAAUAAAUCUCCCAGUUUUGUAUGUGAACAAUGUGGAAAAACAUUUUUGACUAGCACACUUUUAAAAUCUCAUGGGUUAGUUCAUUUAGAGAGGGUAUCUUGUGAAAUAUGUAAAAAAAUGAUCAAACCAUCAACAUUGAUUCAUCAUAAGCGAUGGCACGUUCAGAAGAAAAACGGACUUUUGCAGAAGAAAAUUAAAAAGAAGGACACGAAAGUACGAAAAUGCUUGGCCAAAUGUGAAUAUUGUGAUUUAUCUGUGAUUCAGGAUCGAUUAGAAGCACAUGUGAAUAGACACCAUUUAAACAUUAGGCCAUAUGUUUGCGACAUUUGUGAAGAUUCAUUCUCUGCUAAAUACUACCUUAAAAUGCACAUGAGGGUACACUCUGACGAGAAAAAGUUUACGUGUGAAAUAUGUAACAAUAAGUUUCGGUUCAAAUUUUGUUUAAAAAAGCACAUGCUAUUACAUACAGGGGAAAAACCAUUUGUUUGUGACGUUUGUGGAGAAGGAUUUACCGGUUCAAGUUCUCUGAAGGAACAUAGAUUAAAACACUUUGAGAAAACUGUCGCCUGUCCUCUCUGUUUUGUAAUGUUCCAUUCAAUAAGAAAUAUGCGUCAGCAUUUCAAGAAACAACAUUGGAAACAGAGAUGCGGAAAAUUUAAUCCAAAGGAACUAGUCAGUGAAGAAUAUCAUUAUUUGUUUGAAGAUCGUAGAAAAGUAAUCAUUGAUACUUAGUAGCGUUUGGUGUUUGAGUUAGGUUAGGUUAG
Molecule: messenger RNA, 3093 nt
Organism: Pectinophora gossypiella (pink bollworm)
Lineage: Eukaryota; Metazoa; Arthropoda; Insecta; Lepidoptera; Gelechiidae
Product: zinc finger protein 234-like
Exons: 3
Coding region: 506-3061 (851 amino acids)
Biological process (GO): regulation of transcription by RNA polymerase II
Cellular component (GO): nucleus
Molecular function (GO): RNA polymerase II transcription regulatory region sequence-specific DNA binding; DNA-binding transcription factor activity, RNA polymerase II-specific
Source: RefSeq, a predicted model, not a curated record